CACUAGAACCCUUCAAGCUUAAUUUCCACACAUAAAUAAAUGGUUUGGGACUUGUGAAAACUUCCCAUCAUAUUUGGCUUCCCACACAAGAAUUUUCACCAAAGGCAUGGAGGAAGGGGUGGAUGCAGAUGAAGUGGUGAGGUCAGUGAGCAGCUUGAGGAUGAGCAUAGGGUCUAUGAGCAGGAGGAGUUGGGUUUCAGCAAGUGUUUCUGAGAUGUGGGGUGCUGGACAUGGUGGAGAUGUUUUUGAAAGAAGCACUAGAGUGGAUGAUGGUGAUAAUGAUGAAGAGGAGCUCAUGUGGGCUGCCAUAGAGAGGCUUCCAACAUUUGAGAGGCUUAGGAAAAGCAUAGUCAAAAGGGCUUUGGAAGAGAGUGGAAGGUUCAAUUAUGAAGAGGUUGAUAUAUCCAAUCUUGGUUUUCAGGACAAGAAGAAACUCCUUCAUGCCAUUCUAAGGAAGGUUGAAGUUGACAAUGAAACAUUUCUCCGUAGGAUAAGGGAGAGGAUUGAUAGAGUCGCUAUAGAGAUUCCAAAAGUUGAAGUCCGAUUUGAGCAUUUGUUUGUGGAAGGAGAUGCAUUUAAUGGAACCAGAGCACUGCCAACCUUAGUGAACUCCACCAUGAAUGCGAUAGAGAGAAUUCUUGGAUCAAUUAAUCUUCUUCCAUCAAAGAGAAGUGUUAUCAAGAUACUCCAAGAUGUUAGUGGAAUUGUCAAGCCUGCAAGAUUGACCUUGCUUUUGGGGCCUCCAAGAUCAGGAAAAACUACACUGCUGCAAGCACUUGCGGGGAAACUGGAUAGGGAUUUAAGGGUAUCCGGAAGAGUCACUUACUGUGGUCAUGAAUUAUCAGAAUUUGUUCCUCAAAGAACAUGUGCUUAUAUUAGUCAGCAUAAUCUUCAUCAUGGAGAGAUGACAGUCCGAGAGACGUUGGACUUUUCUGGACGCUGCUUGGGAGUUGGAACAAGGCAUGAACUACUACUAGAACUGAUAAAGAGAGAAAAGCAAUCAGGACUCAAACCAGAUCCAGAGAUAGAUGCUUUCAUGAAAGCCACAGCAGUGGAAGGUCAAGAAACAAGUCUCAUUACAGAUUAUGUUCUCAAGGUUCUUGGAUUGGAAAUAUGUGCUGAUACUUUGGUAGGAGAUGAGAUGAGGAGAGGAAUAUCUGGUGGAGAAAAAAAGAGGUUAACUACUGGUGAGAUGCUGGUAGGACCUGCAAAAGUUUUCUUAAUGGAUGAGAUUUCAACUGGUUUGGAUAGUUCCACAACCUUCCAAAUUGUCAAGUUCUUGAGGCAGCUAGUGCAUGUCAUGGAUGUUACAAUGAUAAUCUCUCUUUUACAGCCUGCACCAGAAACAUAUGACCUUUUUGAUGACAUCAUCUUGCUUUCAGAAGGCCACAUUAUCUACCAAGGUCCACGUGAGAAUGUUCUCAAUUUUUUUGAGAGUGUAGGCUUCAAAUGCCCCGAAAGGAAAGGAGUUGCAGACUUCUUACAGGAGGUUACUUCCAGAAAGGAGCAAGAGCAGUACUGGUUCGCAAGGGACAAACCAUACCGUUAUGUCAGCGUGCCCGAGUUUGUUGCUCACUUCAACAAUUUUGGCAUUGGCCAACAACUUUCCCAAGAUCUUCAGGUUCCUUAUGACCGUGCCGAAACUCAUCCUGCUGCAUUGGUUAAAGAUAAAUAUGGGAUCUCAAAACUAGAACUCUUCAAGGCAUGCUUUGCAAGAGAGUGGCUACUGAUGAAGCGCAGUGCUUUCGUAUACAUAUUUAAGACUACUCAGAUUAUGAUAAUGUCUUUGAUUACCAUGACAGUGUUUUUUAGGACAGAAAUGAGAAGUGGUCACCUUGAAGAUGGGAGAAAAUAUUAUGGUGCACUGUUUUUUAGCCUCACUAAUAUAAUGUUCAAUGGAAUGGCUGAGCUUUCAUUGACUAUUUUUAGACUUCCCGUUUUCUUCAAGCAGAGAGAUUCAUUAUUUUUUCCAGCAUGGGCUUUUGCAAUUCCCAUAUGGAUCUUUCGAAUUCCUCUCUCUUUUGUGGAGUCAGGAUUAUGGGUUGUCCUUACUUAUUACACAGUAGGGUAUGCUCCAGCUCCAAGUAGAUUUUUUCGUCAGUUAUUAGCAUUCUUCUGCUCUCAUCAAAUGGGUAUGUCUCUGUUCCGAUUCAUUGCUGCUCUUGGAAGAACACUAGUUGUGGCAAACACAUUUGGUUUCUUUGUACUGCUACUUGUUUAUGUGCUUGGUGGGUUCAUUAUUGCCAAAGAUAACCUUGAGCCUUGGAUGAAAUGGGGCUAUUAUAUUUCUCCUAUGAUGUACGGUCAGAACGCCAUUGCCAUCAAUGAAUUUCUCGACGAGAGAUGGAGCGCUCCCAACACGGACCAUAGAAUUCCUGAGCCCACAGUUGGGAAGGCUCUUCUCAGGAUUAGAAGCAUGUUUACUGAAGACUAUUGGUACUGGAUUUCUAUUGGUGCUCUACUAGGCUUUUCUCUGCUUUUCAACAUUUGCUUUAUAAUUGCUCUUACAUUUCUGAAUCCAUAUGGAGAUUCUAAAUCUAUUAUUCUGGAGGAGGAGAAUGAGAAAAAGGGAACUACAGAAGACAGUUCUGCUUCAACUGAUAAAUCAUUUGAAAAUGCAGACAUUGAUAUGGCAGAAAAAAACACCCGAGAGAGUUCAAUUCCCAAAGCAGGCACUGCAACAACCAAGAGGGGAAUGGUGUUACCCUUCAAGCCUCUAUCACUUGCUUUUGAUCACGUGAAUUACUACGUCAAUAUGCCAACUGAAAUGGAAAAACAUGGAGUUGAAGGGAGUCGGCUUCAACUACUAAGAGAUGUCAGUGGUGCUUUCAGGCCUGGAGUACUAACAGCAUUAGUAGGUGUAACUGGUGCUGGAAAAACCACAUUGAUGGAUGUUCUAGCUGGACGGAAAACUGGUGGUUAUAUUGAAGGAAGCAUCAGCAUAUCUGGUUACCCAAAAAAACAAGCAACUUUUGCUCGGAUUAGUGGAUAUUGUGAACAAAAUGAUAUCCAUUCUCCACGUAUCACAGUGUAUGAAUCUAUUCUGUUUUCUGCUUGGCUGCGUCUUGGUAAGGAGGUCAAGAGAGAGAUAAAGAAGAUGUUUGUCGAGGAAGUUAUGAACCUUGUUGAGCUACAUCCAGUGAGAGAUUUUCAAGUAGGCCUUCCUGGAAUAGAUGGUUUAUCAACUGAACAAAGAAAGAGACUCACCAUUGCAGUAGAAUUGGUUGCCAAUCCUUCUAUCAUCUUUAUGGAUGAGCCAACCUCCGGCCUUGACGCUAGAGCUGCAGCAAUUGUUAUGCGUGCUGUUAGAAAUACAGCGGAUACAGGGAGAACUAUUGUCUGCACAAUUCAUCAACCAAGCAUUGACAUAUUUGAAUCUUUUGAUGAGCUGCUUUUGAUGAAGAGAGGAGGACAAAUCAUAUAUAAUGGUCCCUUAGGUCAACAAUCUCAGAAUCUUAUAGCCCACUUUGAGGCUUUCCCGGAAGUUCCUAGAAUCAAAGAUGGUUAUAAUCCUGCCACAUGGGUUUUGGAGAUCAGUACUCCAGCAGUUGAGAGUCAGCUUAGAGUAGACUUUGCAGAAUUCUACACAAAAUCAGAAUUGUAUCAGAGGAAUCAAGAACUUAUUAAAGAGCUAAGCACACCUUUAGAGGGAACAAAGGACCUUGAUUUCCCUACUAAAUACUCCCUUUCCUUUAUCACUCAAUGUAUAGCUUGCUUCUGGAAACAGCACUUGUCCUACUGGAGGAAUCCACAGUAUAAUGGCAUCCGGUUAUUCAUGGCAAUAUCUAUAGGUGUUAUUUUUGGACUCAUUUUCUGGAAAAAAGGAAACCAAACAGAUACGGAGCAAGAUCUUAUGAAUUUAAUGGGAGCUAUUUUUGCUGCUGUUUUCUUUCUUGGAGGCUCCAACACUUCCACUGUUCAACCCAUAGUUGCAAUUGAAAGAACAGUCUUCUACCGUGAAAGAGCAGCUGGAAUGUACUCAGCUCUACCUUAUGCAAUUGCUCAGGUGGCAAUAGAAUGUAUUUAUGUUGCAAUCCAGACAUUUACCUUCAGUCUUAUCCUUUUCUCAAUGAUGGGGUUCCUUUGGCGAGUUGACAAGUUCUUGUGGUUCUACUUCUUCAUGUUCAUUUCAUUUGUCUACUUCACACUUUAUGGCAUGAUGACUGCGGCUCUGACACCAAAUCCUCAAAUUGCUGCAAUUGUUAUGGCCUUCUUUUUAGUGUUUUGGAACGUAUUCUCAGGUUUCAUUAUCCCAAAAUCGCAAAUUCCAAUAUGGUGGAGGUGGUUUUACUGGGUGUGUCCAACUGCCUGGAGUGUAUAUGGCCUAGUGACAUCCCAGGUGGGUGACAAAGAUACUCCUAUUCUGGUACCUGGAUCAGAACCAAUGACAGUGAAAGCAUUCCUUGAGGAAGAGUUCGGCUAUGAAUAUGGCUUCCUCGGAGUUGUUGCUGUGGCUCAUAUUGCAUUUGUUGCGUUGUUUCUUUUUGUUUUUGCAUAUGGUAUCAAAGUCUUUAAUUUCCAGAAGAGAUAAGUAACACGGAAUAAAUGAACAGAAUAAACACAAAUAAAAGAAAGUAGUAAAGAUAGACAUUUAAAGGUUUUUGUAGAAUAGAUAUGUAGCAUUAUGCUUUUCCAUACUGUCUGGAAAUUUUCACUUGUGUGUAGUUUUUGGUCAUUGUUCAACACCUGAAGUUUGGCACCAACAUAUCCUUCCAAAGUGUACAAAUGAUAAAGACUGUUUUUGGUCAUUAUUCAACUUCUGAAGUUUGUCAUCAACACAUAUCCUUCCAAAGUGUACAAAUAAUAACAACUGUUGUGCAUAUUAGUGUGAGCAAUGGACCAUUUUUAAGAGAAGUUGACGUUCUUCCUAUCAAGGAAAAAUAUUGGUUUAUUGUCCUUCA
This is a messenger RNA of Glycine soja, 4901 nucleotides long. Its product is annotated as pleiotropic drug resistance protein 2-like. Gene Ontology annotation, molecular function: ABC-type transporter activity; ATP hydrolysis activity; ATP binding. Gene Ontology annotation, cellular component: membrane. Bases 107 to 4531 code for a protein of 1474 amino acids. NCBI's taxonomy places the organism in Eukaryota, Viridiplantae, Streptophyta, Magnoliopsida, Fabales, Fabaceae. The transcript has 20 exons. The record is from RefSeq and is a predicted model, not a curated record.